Messenger RNA from Phacochoerus africanus (Common warthog), 1282 nucleotides. It is a transcript of the gene NKAIN4, whose product is annotated as sodium/potassium transporting ATPase interacting 4. Lineage: Eukaryota; Metazoa; Chordata; Mammalia; Artiodactyla; Suidae. The transcript has 7 exons. Bases 17 to 640 code for a protein of 207 amino acids. The record is from RefSeq and is a predicted model, not a curated record. Gene Ontology annotation, biological process: regulation of sodium ion transport.
CCCGCGGGCCGGCACCAUGGGCCGCUGCUCGGGCCGCUGCACGCUCAUCUUCGUCUGCACUUUCCAGCUGGUCACUGCGCUGGAGCGGCAGGUGUUCGACUUCCUGGGCUACCAGUGGGCGCCCAUCCUGGCCACCUUCACCCACAUCGUCGUGGUCGUCCUGGGCCUCUUCGGCACCAUCCAGUACCGGCCCCGCUACGUCGUGGUGUACGCUGUGUGGGCAGUCGCCUGGAUCACCUGGAACGCCUUCAUCGUCUGCUUCUACCUGGAGGUAGGGGGCCUCUCCAAGGACAGCGAGCUCCUGACCUUCAACCUCUCCAGGCACCGCUCCUGGUGGCGUGAGCAUGGCCCAGGCUGUGUGCGCAAGGAGCCGGCAGCCGGCUUGGGCCCCCCGGGUGGCCAGGCCCUGGUGCCAGGCAUCAGCUGCGCCCUGGAGCACAGCUACGUGGAGGCCCUGCACAGCGCCCUGCAGAUCCUGGAGGCGCUCGUGGGCUUCGUCUGUGCCUGCUCUGUGGUCAGCGCUUUCACGGAGGAGGAGGACAGCUUUGAUUUCAUUGGUGGAUUUGAUCCAUUUGCUCUCUACCAUGUCAAUGAAAAGCCUUCCAGGCUCUUGUUCCAGCAGACAUCCCUGCCUGCGUAAGUAAGAGCAGCCAUUGCCCUCCUGCGACCUCUGGCCUCGGCGACCCACCGCACACAAGGAGACGCCAGGCAGCAGGACUCCCUGCGCCUUCCCGCCCCACGGCCCUGCAGGUGCCCCAGCAAGUGACCAGAUGUGAGCCAGGGCGGCAGAGUGGCCCGGGGCUGGAGCGGCGGCACCCUCGAAAGAGCUUGUUUCCCUUUUUUAAAAAAAAAAUGAAAAGAAAAGACACAAGAGAAAACCUCAGCCCCCGGCCUCCGGCGGCGCUGGUCUCACACUCGACCUGCAGCCGGCCUGGGGCUGCUGUCCAGGGCAUCCCUCCCGCGGUGCCCUGCUGGGGACGGGGCUGGCCCAGGGACUGCGAGAUGUGGGAAGCGUGACCCCCAUCCGAGCGCAGGUUCCGGAUUGAACACCCAGGUGCUGCAGCCAGUGGGACCCUGGGUGGGGGCUGGGCUUGCCCGCGAGCCCACAAGACAAGGGCCUCCUGGGGGGAUCACGGGUCAGUGUUCGAGCCCACGGGAAAAACAUGUUCCAGAGCCUCUGUAGGCACCCGCAUAUUCAGGAGAAGAGGGACCUUCCCUCCGACCACCUCGCCUACACGCAGGAGCUUGGUGAACAAUUACAAGUUCAGAUUCAGAUGCGGCC